This is a messenger RNA of Nezara viridula (southern green stink bug), 1188 nucleotides long. The record is from the annotation of a GenBank genome assembly. NCBI's taxonomy places the organism in Eukaryota, Metazoa, Arthropoda, Insecta, Hemiptera, Pentatomidae.
CCUCCAGCAAGGAUGCUCUGUCACUACUCCAUCGUUUCCCUUCUUCUCGUAGUAGUUCGUGUUUCUGCUGAAUUCGGAGGGUGGUUGGGCAGUGCUUGCGAGAUUGACCAAGACUGCACGACCCAGAACAGCAGGUGCAACCAUGGCGUCUGCGCUUGCCUUCCCUACUACGCCACCUAUAACAAUACUCAGUGUAUUCAAUCAACACUUCUCGGCAUGCCCUGUAUGACAGCUGAGCAAUGUUGGCAAAAGGUUGCCAACAGUUCCUGUACAUCUGGUGUCUGCAGGUGUAACAAAGGAUUUCUACAAUUUAGAAGGCAUACCUGCUUACUUCCCGCGAGAGUUGGAGAGGUGUGCUACAGUAACAACCACUGCAAGAUGUGGGACCCCGAGUCCCAGUGCGACUUCCUCAUCCCGAAGCUGUUCGGCAGGUGCUCUUGCAGGGGUAGGGCGAAGGGCGACCGCUGCCUUCCCCAUCCCCACCAGAACCUCACUCCUCUCCGAGCAAAGCCCAAGCCUCAGAUAGGUCUUGUUUGGAGGAGAGGUGAAGAAGAAGGAGGACCUGUGUCCCUGGGUCUUCCGUGUACGUCAGAUCGGCAGUGCGCACGCGCCGAUCCCAAUUCCAGGUGUAGAGGAGGACUUUGCGACUGCGCGAUCACCAACUCAAGCUGCGGUGCAGCAGUGACUGGGUGCCAUAAGGGAACUUUUCAGUGCCGAGGGAGCGGAGAGUGCAUCAGCUGGUACCUGGUCUGCGACGGACGGUCGGACUGCAGCGACGGCUCGGACGAGGAGUGCAGGUCGGGCCACUGCCCGAGGGCGGCCUUCAGGUGUGCAAGAAGUAGGCCACACAUGUGCAUCUCCGCUGGCCUCCGGUGCAACGGGGUCCCGGACUGCCCCGCCGGAGAGGAUGAGGUCAACUGCAGGGACGUAGCCAACAGGGGAUGUCCGAGGGGAACGUUUAGGUGCAGAGACGGUACAUGCGUCGGAGGACACGAGUUCUGCAACGCCAUCUUGACCUGCCCGGACGGAAGCGACGAACCGGAAGGAGCUUGCACCGGAACUGGCCACAGCCACUACUGCCCUUUCAGGUGCGGCAACGGUCGGUGUAGGUCCACGGCCAUCCUCUGUUCCGGAAGGGACGGCUGCGGAGACGGAUCUGACGAGAAGAAAUGCAGAGUGUGCCGUUAG